GAUUUUUUUUUUGCUUUCUCCAUACGUUAAUAUGUAAACAAAAGGAAAAACGGAUCGGGUGGGUGGACAAGCGAAAAGGCCAAUCGGUGGAAACUCUCGCUAGCAGCUGUUUGUUGCUGGUGCUGUUGGUUGGCGUUUCGAGAAAAAGUUGAACAUCCGAAGCAACAGUUUAGUGCGCUAAGUGUGUGAUGUGUGCUGGCCAGUAGUCAUGUUUUCCGUGUUUAAGAAGCUAACGAACAAAAACGAUGGCCCUGCCGUAUCGAUACCGGAGUCCGUCGGGCAGACGAUGUCUGAUUCGCUUAAGAAGCGAUUUUCCCGUGGCGUUCAGUACAACAUGAAAGUCGUUAUCAAGGGCGAUCGGAACGUUGGUAAAUCUUGUCUGCUAGAGCGUUUGCAGGGAAAAGCCUUCAUCGAGCAGUACACUCCCACGGAGCAGAUCCAGGUCGCCAGCAUCCAGUGGUCGUUCAAAGCGACGGACGAUGUCGUUAAGGUGGAGGUAUGGGACGUGGUGGAUCGUGGAAAAUCGAAGCAAAAAAGUACCAACCUGAAGCUUACGACGGCUGGACCGGGUGCGGAACCGGACGUCCCCGUGCUGGAUGCGGAGUUUCUCGACGUGUACAAGGGCACACACUGUGUCGUGAUGGUGAUGGACAUAACGAAAGCAUGGACGUUCGAUUACGUUUGUCGCGAACUGCCGAAGGUACCGACGGACAUACCGGUGCUGCUGCUUGGCAAUCACUGUGAUAUGGGCCACCAUCGCGUGAUUACGGCGGAACAGGUGCACGGGUUCGUCGAAACGGCCAGCCAGGAACGAAAGGCCGAAAUCGUGUACGGCGACAGUUCGAUGCGAAACGGGUUCGGGUUGCGGCUACUGCACAAAUUCUUCGGCAUUCCGUUCCUCUACCUGCAGAAGAGUGCCCUCGAAGCGUCGUUAAGGAAAAACGCACAGGAUCUCGACAUCUGCCGGUUGGAGAUCGACGAGUAUCAGAAAUCAGACGAUUCUGACUAUGGUCGCUUCCUGGACAAUCUCAUCAGCAAAAAGAAGGCACGGGAAAACACCACAAACGCCCCGACCAGCCCUACAGAUCCAUCCGUAAUUCGUCCGACGAAAAGCAUUAUACUCGGCGGAGGCCACCCAAUCAUCGUACCGGAUCGGAAUUCGCAUCUGGCCGUUGCAUCAACGACGGCCAUCAACACAACCAAGCUCAAUCCACAGCGCCAGCAGGAACAACAACCGGUCCGCAACGCUACCAUGGCCACACUGUCGUCCGAUAUGGGUUUCGGGAAGAUCGACAAUGUGGAUGAGUUUUGUCCGGACGGUGGUGUGUUGGAUAAGUCGUUCCUCGAGGAUACGGUGGACGUUGGUACGGGGCGUCAAUCGUCCUCGUUUGCACCGCCAGUCGAAAGUGAUGAGGAUGAAGACGAUCGUCACAAUCCGCUCGUGUCGAGGUUCGAUGAUGAAGAUCCUGGUGGUGAUCAAGCGAUCGAACCACCGGAUACAUCCGGAAAGGCAUCAAUCGCUGUGAAAAGCUUGACGCCGGGCUUACAGACAUUAAAUCCGGUUCGAAGUGAAACGGAUCGUGCUGCCAGUUAUAAUGACCCGGAGAUGGCUGGGGAAGAAACACCGGAGGAGGAUGAUAGCGAACGGAAGCUUUCGCUGCUGAGUGUCGAGCUGGAAGUGGGCCGUAUUACACCGGGUGUGGAGAAAGGGAAGCUAAACCUGAACUACGAAGGUUGGUCCAUGAUCGACACGAAGGAACGUCGAUCGCCGGAAGGUGGUGAAGAUGUCGUUUCCACCUCAUCCGUAAGCCGGUCAAAAAGUUCAUCGGAGAAAAAGUCAAAGGAUAAAGACAAAAAGCACAAGAAGAAAAAGUCGAGCAAAGACAGGGAGGACAGUGGCGGGGGCCGUAGCAGCAGUGACGGGAAGCAUCAUCAUCAUCGGAGCAGCAAACGCAAAACCAACGUCGAUGAGUUCCUGAAGGAGAUGCAAUCGAAUGUGGUGGGUCCGUACGAUGGCGAUGGCACUACUGCAGUGGACGAUGCUUAUGAAGCGCUUUGAGAUUACUGAACCUGUUGCUCCCGGUUCUGGGCGAAUUUAUGGCUCUUAUAAUUCCACUAUAAUUGUUAAGCUUCUCUUAUUAAACACUACACUCCGGAACGCGUGGCAUGCCGAUUCAGGCCGCUAGCAGGCGAACUGCGCAUGGCAGGAGGAGGAACUACAAAGUUUACUAAAAAUAUAUAUAACAACACGUUUUAACCAAGUCA
Anopheles funestus (African malaria mosquito) is the source of this 2265-nucleotide messenger RNA. RefSeq names its product rab-like protein 6. Gene Ontology annotation, molecular function: GTP binding; GTPase activity. The record is from RefSeq and is a predicted model, not a curated record. NCBI's taxonomy places the organism in Eukaryota, Metazoa, Arthropoda, Insecta, Diptera, Culicidae. Bases 209 to 2059 code for a protein of 616 amino acids. The transcript has 4 exons. Gene Ontology annotation, cellular component: cytosol; nucleus.